GUACUGAAUCAUCUUCUAAUCUCUUCUCUUCACAACUUACCUUCAUUUCUGUCUUUCACGACUCUGAAACUAUUUAACUUCCAACAUUACAGUAACACGCAAAUGAAGAAAAUAGUGUUGAAGGUGGACUUUCACGCUGAGAGAAUCAAGCAAAAGGCCACGAAAACAACCUCAGGCAUUUCAGGGGUUGAGUCAGUGAACGUGGACACGAAGGACAAGAAAUUAACCGUCAUGGGAGACAUCGACCCAGUUAACGUGGUGGGAAAGCUAAGGAAGUUGUGUCGUACAGAGAUAGUGUCAGUGGGACCAGCCAAAGAGUCUGACAAGAAAGCAGAAAGAAGAUAGAGAAUAUAGCUAAAGCGAUUGUGCCAGCUCCUCUGCUACAGCCAUGUUUAUUAUCCGCCACCCCGUUAUGUUGGAACUGUGGAUGAGUAUCCUAAUAGUGACUGUGUCAUCUGCUAAACUUUGAACGCAUGAAAGUGGUGAAGAAAAUAGAGAAAUAUGGGGAAGUGUAUGGUUUUGAGAAUAGAGUUGUGGUGCUUUGUCCUCUUUUUUGGUUAAAAAAAAAAACAACUUAAAAAAAAAGACUAUAGGUGUGUGUGUAUACUAUGUAACAUCCUCUCUCCGGUGUUUAGAAUUAUUUUUGGAUUGAAAGAUAAUAUAGCUCGUGUUUAAGAUAGUUUUAAAUAGUUUGGAAUUGAGGAAAAAUUGUGACAUUUAAGUUUUGUGACUUAAUUAAUGUGAGGAAAAAAUUAUUCUAUGAAAAUUU
Messenger RNA from Prosopis cineraria, 769 nucleotides. RefSeq names its product heavy metal-associated isoprenylated plant protein 39-like. The transcript has 3 exons. The record is from RefSeq and is a predicted model, not a curated record. Gene Ontology annotation, molecular function: metal ion binding. Bases 103 to 345 code for a protein of 80 amino acids. Lineage: Eukaryota; Viridiplantae; Streptophyta; Magnoliopsida; Fabales; Fabaceae.